This is a messenger RNA of Lactuca sativa (garden lettuce), 722 nucleotides long. RefSeq names its product senescence associated gene 20. NCBI's taxonomy places the organism in Eukaryota, Viridiplantae, Streptophyta, Magnoliopsida, Asterales, Asteraceae. The record is from RefSeq and is a predicted model, not a curated record.
CCAUUCAACUCACUUCUUUUUUUAUAUAUAUUUUCCAAUCCAAAAUAAAUGGAAGAAAUCAAUGGAAUUGAAGAAGAAAUCCAAAACCAGGCUACAGUCAAGGCUCUUUACAAAGCAAUGGCUUCCGGAGAUACCAAACUAGUCUCGGGAAUCUUAGCCACCGACCUUGAGUGGUGGUUCCACGGCCCUCAAAAUUGCCAUCACAUGAUGAGGAUGCUCACCGGAGAAGCUCCACACACGGAGUUCAACUUUGAACCCCGAAGUGUUACAACCAUCGAUGAUCAUACAGUGAUCGUUGAGGGUUACGAAGGUGCAAACGUGUAUUGGGUACAUGUUUGGGUUCUAAAAGAUGGGUUAAUAACCCGGUUCAGGGAGUAUUUCAAUACGUGGCUCACAGUUAAGGAGUUGAGGGUGAGGCCGGUAGGUUGGCCACUUGGCUGGGCAGGGAAGGAGAACCGGUCCACUGUCUGGCGGAGCCAACCUCGAGAUCUUUUCCGGCGGUCGUUACCGGGGCUAAUGCUUGCCAUUUGACAGUGGUUUAAAGUGGCCAACAAUUGUGUUUAUAUCAGAAUUAUCUACGAUUGUUGUGACAUGAAAAUAUUUGCCAGAACUCAACUUCAAUUGUAUUAAAUUUUGGAUCUAUAUUGUGUAUCAUGAAAAAUGCGUUUGGAUUUAUAUUCCAGAAAUGUAUUAUUAGCCUUUUAUAAUACUAUGUUUCUACA